AUGAUUUAUUGGUGCUGCUGGAAAAUUGCAGUUUCACAUUCAAAUUUUGUCUAAUUUUCAGCAUGUUCUACUAUUUACUUUUCUUACUCUAGGCCUCAUAAUCCCAAGUUUUUCUAAAACUUAUCCGACUUAAAAUUAUGUUAAAAUAAACUUUUGACAGCCCAAAACUCUUGGAAAUGGCAGCAUUCCAGGAGGCUUCUGUUAGAUAUCUAAGAGCUAGCUCAUGGGAUCAUCUCACCAGUAUUGGGAGCAAUGAUAAGAAUCUAAACUCAGUAACUGGUCAAGACAGAGAAGCUGAUUUGGGUCAACAGAAUGAAAAAGAAAAUCAUGAUGGUAAAGCAGCACAUUUUCAAAGUGGCAUUCUGUGCACUAAUUGCAUUGACUGCUUGGAUCGUACAAAUGUUGCUCAGUACGGUUAUGGCCUUGCAGCAUUAGGCCACCACCUACAUGCAAUGGGUUUAACAGAUAAUCCUAAAGUCAACCCUGAUAGUAGCAUUGCUGCAGCUCUCAUGGAUAUAUAUAUCAGAGCAUGGGAGAUGCUCUUGCACAGCAAUAUGGACGCUCUGCUGCCCAUAAUACUGUUAUGAUUUUCUUAUUUAUAAAUCAUGUACCAAAAAGAGAGUGGAAGGAAAAGCUGAUCUUCAUACUUGUGAAUUUGUGAAAUUGUGCACCAUCCAAAUUUUCAUUAUCUAUCUCAGGUCUUUCCAGAGACGCAAGGGAAGUGGAAAGCUACGACUCAGGCUGGGGAAUUUCUUAAUUCUAUCAAGCAAUAUUACCGUAAUGCCUAUACUGACAGUGAAAAGCAAGAUGCAAUGAACCUGUAAAUUUUGAAACCUAUACUAUUUCUAAUGAUUUUACAAAUCUACCAUUGUCUUCCCUUAGUAUGGUGUUUGUGGUGUUUUUUUUUCUCUGGCCUUAGAAUGGUGGUUGACAUGC
Molecule: messenger RNA, 936 nt
Organism: Rubroshorea leprosula
Lineage: Eukaryota; Viridiplantae; Streptophyta; Magnoliopsida; Malvales; Dipterocarpaceae
Source: the annotation of a GenBank genome assembly